This is a messenger RNA of Cannabis sativa, 2057 nucleotides long. Its product is annotated as protein NRT1/ PTR FAMILY 4.5. Gene Ontology annotation, molecular function: transmembrane transporter activity. The transcript has 6 exons. The coding region runs from base 158 to 1864 and encodes 568 amino acids. Gene Ontology annotation, cellular component: membrane. The record is from RefSeq and is a predicted model, not a curated record. Lineage: Eukaryota; Viridiplantae; Streptophyta; Magnoliopsida; Rosales; Cannabaceae. Gene Ontology annotation, biological process: transmembrane transport.
GAACUAUAAUAGUUACCCGAGUAGUACGUUUACAUUAAAGUCUUUCUCAGACCACAACCACAAUUUUUCUUUAAAUAUAUUUUGAUUCCAAGAGAGUUUCGCCUUAAGGUGAAGCGAGUCAGGCGUGCACCUCGGUGCCUUUGAAACAGUACUAUACAUGAAUAUGGAGGUCAUGAGCAGAGACUUUGAUCAAAGUGGUGGUGGCAAACGAGGAGGAAACAGAGCUGCAUUUUUUGUAUAUAUAAUGGAAGGACUGGAAAGCAUGGCGUUUAUAUCAAACUCAGCAAGCCUGGUGAUAUAUUUCUUCAGCUACAUGAAUUACAGCUUAACAAAAUCGUCGACCAUGCUCACCAAUCUCUUAGGAACUGCCACUUUACUCUCCCUCCUCGGCGGUUUUAUAUCUGACACCUAUUUAACCAGAUUUGCAACCACUCUUAUUUUCGCUUCAAUUGAAUUAAUGGGAUAUAUAGUUCUGCUAGUGCAAGCCCACCGUUCGGAUCUAAGACCACCAAAGUGCCUAAGCAUAACACACCAAUGCGAAGGUGCAUCAGCAGGGGAAGCAGCAAUCCUAUACACAGGGCUGUAUCUUAUGGCCCUUGGAACAGGUGGAGUCAAAGCAGCUCUCCCAGCUUUAGGUGCUGACCAGUUUGACCCAAAAAAAGCUAAGCAGUUGUCUACUUACUUUAACUGGUUCAUUUUCAGCCUUACCAUUGGUUCAAUCUUGGGUGUCACUUUGGUUGUAUGGAUAAGCACAGAUAAGGGCUGGGAUUGGGCCUUUGCCGUUUGCGCUAUAGCUCUUUUACUUUCCAUCUUUUUCAUUUCUUUGGGCAACCCCUUCUAUCGGAAUAACCUUCCAAAAGGAAGCCCACUCCUUCGUUUUCUAAGGGUUUUCGUGGCCUCUUUUCGAAAUCGAAAACUUCCCAUUCCAGAAAAUGCAGAUGAAUUACAUGAGAUUUAUCAGGACAAAGAAGAUGAUAACUUACAUCAUGAAAUCCUUCAAAGAACAGACCAAUUCAAGUUCUUGGACAGAGCAGCUGUGAUAAGAAGAACAGAAGAUGAUGAUAAUGAUGGUAGUAAUUCAGGAUCAGAAUGGAGAGUGUGUACAGUAACUGAAGUGGAAGAGACAAAGAUCCUAAUACGGAUGCUACCAAUCAUACUAACCACAAUCUUCAUGAACACAUGCUUAGCACAACUCCAAACCUUCUCAGUCCAACAGAGCGUAACAAUGGACAGAGAUUUCAUUGGCUUCGAAAUCCCCGGACCCUCAGUCCCAGCCAUUCCUUUGCUCUUUAUGUUCAUUCUCAUCCCAUUAUACGACAGAGUCUUUGUCCCAAUAGCAAGAAGAGUUACGGGUAUUCCCACCGGCAUUAGCCACCUCCAGCGCAUUGGUAUUGGCUUAGUUCUCUCAGCUAUCUCCAUGACAGUUGCCGGGUUUGUAGAAAAGAAGCGCAGAAACGUCGCGAUUCAGCAUGACAUGGUCGAUAGCCAAGAUGCCUUGCCCAUAAGUGUUUUCUGGCUUGGUUACCAAUACGCUAUAUUUGGGGCGGCUGACAUGUUUACCCUGGUGGGGAUGUUGGAAUUCUUCUAUGCUGAGAGCUCGGCGGGAAUGAAGGCGCUGAGCACCGCCAUCUCGUGGUGCUCGUUGGCUUUCGGGUACUACUUGAGCUCUGUGGUGGUGGAGAUUGUGAACAAGGUUAGUGGGGGUUGGUUAGCAAACAAUAAUCUAAAUAGGGAUAAGUUGGAAAACUUUUACUGGUUGUUGGCAGGGUUGAGUGUUGUAAAUUUUGGGGUUUAUGUCAUGUGUGCAUCUUGGUACAAGUAUAAGAAUGUGGAAAUGAUCAAGAAAGAUGAUGCUUCUACUUAAUUAAUUCCCCUAGGAAAUUAAGGCCUUAAUUAUGAUAUAAUAAUCGAAAUAAUAGUAAUAAUAAUUAAUAAGUUUUGUUUAGUCAUGUUUUUAUUAAUGUGUACUUGUUUUGUGCCAUCUUCACUUGUAUAAAUAAGUAGUUUGUAAGUGUGGCCAAAACAGAGUGGUCGUUUUAUUAUACUAGCUAGUUAGU